This is a messenger RNA of Pteropus alecto (black flying fox), 4535 nucleotides long. RefSeq names its product death associated protein kinase 2 (gene DAPK2). Gene Ontology annotation, biological process: positive regulation of apoptotic process; protein phosphorylation; intracellular signal transduction. The transcript has 10 exons. Bases 172 to 1638 code for a protein of 488 amino acids. Gene Ontology annotation, cellular component: cytoplasm; nucleus. Gene Ontology annotation, molecular function: protein serine/threonine kinase activity; ATP binding. The record is from RefSeq and is a predicted model, not a curated record. NCBI's taxonomy places the organism in Eukaryota, Metazoa, Chordata, Mammalia, Chiroptera, Pteropodidae.
AGGGCUGGCCGCUCCGCCCCCUCGGCUCCUCCGUGGCUCCGCGGGCGAGUGGGAGGGCACCCGGCGCGCAGGGAGGAGAGCCGAGCGGAUCGCCGCGCGCCCCGCUGCGCCCCCGUGACUCCCGUGUCCCCCACGCCAGCCGCAGCGCAGCCUUCCGCCUUUCAGGCCUCUAUGCUCCAGGCCUCAAUGAGGAGCCCAAACAUGGAGACUUUCAAGCAGCAAAAGGUGGAAGACUUUUACGACAUUGGAGAGGAGCUGGGAAGCGGCCAGUUUGCCAUCGUGAAGAAGUGCCGGGAGAAGAGCACUGGGCUGGAGUACGCAGCCAAGUUCAUCAAGAAGCGGCAGAGCCGGGCCAGCCGGCGGGGCGUGAGCCGGGAGGAGAUCGAGCGGGAGGUGAGCAUCCUGCGGCAGGUGCUGCACCCCAACGUCAUCACGCUGCACGACGUCUUCGAGAACCGCACCGACGUGGUGCUCAUCCUGGAGCUAGUUUCUGGAGGAGAGCUAUUUGACUUCCUGGCCCAGAAGGAGUCGCUGAGUGAGGAGGAGGCCACCAGCUUCAUUAAGCAGAUUUUGGAUGGGGUGAACUACCUUCACGCCAAGAAAAUUGCUCACUUUGAUCUCAAGCCAGAAAACAUUAUGUUGUUAGACAAGAAUAUUCCCAUUCCACACAUCAAGCUGAUUGACUUUGGCCUGGCUCACGAAAUAGAAGAUGGAGUUGAAUUUAAGAACAUUUUUGGCACACCAGAAUUUGUUGCUCCAGAAAUUGUGAACUAUGAGCCCCUGGGCCUGGAGGCUGACAUGUGGAGCAUAGGCGUCAUCACCUACAUCCUCCUAAGUGGAGCAUCCCCAUUCCUGGGAGACACAAAGCAGGAAACACUGGCAAAUAUCACGGCAGUGAGUUACGACUUUGAUGAGGAAUUCUUCAGUCAGACCAGCGAGUUGGCCAAGGACUUCAUUCGGAAGCUUCUGGUUAAAGAGACUCGGAAACGACUCACAAUCCAAGAGGCUCUCAGGCACCCCUGGAUCACGUCCAAAGGAGAAGUCAGAGCCCCGGAACAGCGGAAGACAGAGCCCACCCAGCUGAAGACCAAGCGCCUGAGAGAGUACACCCUCAAAUGCCACUCAAGCAUGCCCCCCAACAACACCUAUGUCAACUUUGAGCGUUUUGCUCGUGUGGUAGAGGACGUGGCUUGGGUAGACCAGGGAUGCUGUGUCCUAGCAGAGGCCCAUGACACCAUCCAGGAUGAUGUGGAGGCCCUGGUCUCCAUAUUCAAUGAGAAGGAAGCUUGGUACCGAGAAGAGAGAGAAAGCAUCCGGCACAACCUGUCCCAGCUCAGGUAUGAGUUCCGCAAAGUGGAGUCCUUGAAGAAGCUCCUGAGAGAAGACAUCCAGGCCACAGGGUCCAGCCUUGGAAGCAUGACCAGGAAAUUAGACCAUCUGCAGAUGCAGUAUGAAGCUCUGAGGCAAGAACUCUCAGCAGACCUACAGUGGAUCCAGGAACGGGUGGGCAGCUUCCAGCUGGAGAGUGGGAGCACAGAUGGCCUGGGCUCCAUGUUCCACUGGGAUGCCAGUGAGUCCCUAGUGGAACUGCUCAACAGAUUAGGCAGCAAGGAAGUCUUGGCCAGCUUGAAGCUCUGAGCACCAGAAUCUAGUCAGUAAUGCAUCCUGGGUGGCUUGCAGAAGCAUGUUUCCAAUUGCCCUGGUGGGCAUUGGCUAGAAUUAUCCUGCAGGGAUGUGUGUUUGUAGCAUAGCUCCACCCUCCUUGACAGAAUCCAGAAUCAUGGAGGCUCUGGGUAGUUAUUCAUUUUGCACCUCCUCUCACCAACCCAGUUUUCUGGGAGUGGGCUGGCAGGGCAGCCAAGCUUUUUAAACAAUUAAGAAUGAAUACCCUUCAACGUAUCCUUCUCCAGAGGAUGGAAGGCGAGCCCCUGGGGAGAUGUUUGAUAACUUAUUUGUAAUAAUGGAUAUGUACACACCUCACUUCCUGCCUAUAUGCCUUAUGAAUUGUAGAUCUUGGGUAAUAUCUGAGUUAAGUAGGGAUAACACUAAGUUAGCUCGGUGAUUUCCUGCUGCAAAAGGAGGGAUUUAAAAUGCAUAGAGAAAAUAUUACUUUUCAUUUGCAUUGACAUCACUUACCAAACACUUCUGUCUUUGAUCCUUAAAAGAACUCUGUGAGACAGGAAGGUGGAUGGUAUUACUAUUGUUGUUAGUAUUAUUUUAUGUAACCGAUGAGGAAAUUGACUCAAAGAGAAAAUGGCUUACUCAGGGUCAUUUAUAGCUAGUUGAUACAGAUGAAACAGAAACUCAGGAUGCCUGACUCUAAGAUGAGGUAUAUGGAGAGAAAUUGUGAGGCUUUGCUAUAAAUAUCCACCAUGAUACUAAAGUUCGGAUCUCAGAGGUAAAGUAAGCAACUUCAUGUAUUCUGCCAGGUAAAGGUGGAUUGCGUCAUAAUGUCACAUGACUGUCCCCAGCAGUGUGCCCUAGCAGGUGCAGUUCAUUGUUCCUCUCCAGCCCUAUUCCUGUCUGAAGAUCAGCCUGCAGAGCAGGAGCGAAGGGGCAGCAUCUCACCCUUUCCAGCUUUCCCCACUCUGGCUAAGGGCCCCAACCUUGUGCUGGGAAUGAAGACCAAAAGAGACUCAACAAACAGGUUAUUUUUCUUAUGCACUUAGGGCACUAGGCCCUGAAAAGUCUGAGACAAUCUAUGGGAGUUUUUGAAGAAGGUGGACAUUAAGACUGGGAAGCACAAGGCUCAGUGGUCCUUUCUUGACCCGAGCUUCGGGAGAACUGUGUCAAGAACUGUGAUCUCACCACCCUUUUCCUGGAACGGGGACCAGUCAGUGAGCUCACAUAGACAGAGCAUGGAGUGUGGCCCCGGCGCUGUGCUAGAAGCUUGAGAUGGGGGAACAGAUGUGUAGGUUCAAAGUGUCUUCACAGACUCACAAAACACCCUUGUCAGAUAGGUGGGGUAAACGUUAUUCUCAAUGUGGAGAUGAGGAAACAGAGAGGAUGUGAUUUGCCCAAGGUCAUAAUACUGGCAAAAGUGGAGGUCUCCUGAUGAUAAGUCUGUUCUUUCUGCUUCCGCUAACAGGCGUUUUUUACUCUCUGCUUCUGGGGCAAGUUAUACCCAUAUUCAUCCACCCAUCCAUUCGCAAAUAAUUUCUGAGCACCUACCAACUGCCAGGCGCUUGACUUGGCACUGGGGAUACACAGUUGAGUGAAGACAGGCAUAUUUCCUUCUUUAAUGGAGUUUGCAGUCCAGUGAAGGAUUCCAACAUUAAUCAAGAACAUUCUAGAAAUGUAGAACUGCAGCUGGGGGGUUUGAUCUAGUCAGGGAAGGUUUGAAGUGGUUACGCUGGAGCUGAGAUCAAGAAGCAACCCAGGGAGAAAGAAUUGUUCCCAGCUGCCAUGCCAGGCUCUAUGAUGGGAGGGGGAGGGGGAGGCUGAAAUUGCAGAGACAGAAAGAAAGCUGGAGAGGGGAGAAUAAGAAUAUUAUGGUGUAGAUGCAGCUGGAGAGGAGGCAGGAUCAGCAGGGCUUUGCCAUAUUAAAGAACUCUGCCUCUAUCCCAAGAGUCAUGGGGAGCCAUAAUAGGUGUCGGGCUAUACAACAGUCCGAUAUAUGCUGAGGGGGAUAUGGCCAGUGAGCAGCACAGAUGGGAAGUAGUUUAGGAUGAGACAUGAGAUUCCAUGAAACCAUUUCUUCAAAAUCCUACCUCCUUUUCUAUUAGCAUGCUAGAUCAUUUCAAAUAUAAUAUAUAUUAUUAAUUUUUUUCAUCAACUAUAAGAAACCGUAUUUUUCUCUAAUAUAAGAAGAACCGUUAUUUUAUGUACCAAAAAUAAGAAAGAUAAAAUGCCCAAGAUGGGAAAUCCAAUAGGAGACUCCCCCACAUACAAAGUUGAGACACCCUCACUGAGAGGGUAAAUGAGAAAUAAAGCCACUCUGAGAAAAGGAAAGCAAGGGAGUAUGUAUGUCCUAACCUUGACACUAGGUCAUAGAAUGAAAAAUCCUCCUCUGAGAACAGGAGCCCCAUGUUGGUGGUCCUCAUACAGGUUUGCUUUCUGAACUUCACAAUCAGUGUGACCCAAAAGAACCUCAAGCAGAGAAUCUAAUGUCAAACAGUCUGAGGCUGGGAGGCCCCUGAUGGCUGGCAGAAGCAGCGUGAUCAUCUCUCAGAACAUCUACCUUUGCUUCAGGCCAAUAGUGAUGAUAUGAUGCCAUUGACUGGAAGAAAAGUCUUGAUAUCAGAGAGCCAAAAAAUGUGCAUCUUGGAAUCAACAGAAGAUGGCCCAGCUGUUUCCUACUCCCUGCUUGGAAGAAUUGGUACAUAUGGUCCAUCUACAAUCUCUCCAAGAACUUACCUGCCCUAUCAUGGGGCGUGAUGUACUCAUUUGGCAUAAGACACUACAAAUAUCAAAGGUCUCUUUGGCCAUGCUAACAGACCUUGAAUACAGCCAGGUUUCCUAAGGAAAGGAAGCUCCUAAAUGAACAACUCAAGAGAAACUUUCUUGUGAAGAUAGAAAUAAAAUGCAAUAAAGGA